UGUAACAGGAGGCUGGUGCUGUUGCGUGACUUGUAACGUACGUGACGCCGCACCACCUCCCUCUUCUCUCCUCCCUUUGUGCAGUUCACAAGCUCUUCCCAGGCAGGAUUGGAACCCACACACAGAGAUAAUGGCUGUACCUCCCACCUAUGUUGACCUUGGAAAGUCUGCCAGGGAUGUCUUUACUAAGGGAUAUGGCUUUGGGCUCAUUAAGUUGGACUUAAAAACGAAGUCUGAGAAUGGACUGGAAUUCACCAGCACAGGCUCUGCCAACACUGAGACCAGCAAGGUGUCUGGAUCCCUGGAGACCAAGUACAAGUGGGCAGAGCAUGGACUGACUUUCACAGAGAAGUGGAACACCGACAACACUCUGGGGACUGAGAUCACUCUGGAGGACCAGCUGGCCAAAGGUCUGAAGCUGACAUUCGACUCCUCUUUCUCACCAAACACUGGUAAGAAGGGCGGCAAGCUCAAGACGGCUUUCCAGUGUGACCACAUCAAUCUGGGCUGUGACGUGCACUACGACAUUAAUGGUACAGCCAUUCACGGCGCGGGGGUGGUAGGCUACGAGGGCUGGUUGGCCGGCUAUCAGAUGACCUUUGAGGCUGGCAGGAACAGGAUCACCCAGAGCAACUUCGCUGUAGGAUACAAGACUGAUGAGUUCCAGCUCCACACAAAUGUAAAUGACGGGACUGAGUUUGGUGGCUCCAUCUACCAGAAGGUCAACGACCAGCUGGAGACCGCUGUCAACCUGGCCUGGACCGCUGGAAACAGCAACACCCGCUUUGGCAUCGCCGCCAAGUAUCAGAUUGACCCUGAUGCAUCUUUCUCUGCCAAGGUGAAUAACUCCAGUCUUGUGGGUCUGGGGUACACUCAAACUCUGAAGCCUGGUAUCAAACUCACGCUCUCUGCUCUCCUUGAUGGCAAGAACAUCAACGCCGGUGGCCACAAGCUUGGACUAGGGUUGGAGUUCCAGGCAUAGGAAGAUGGAAGGAUGAGGGAGACACCCUUCCAGACUUCCCUGCACACACACACAUUCCCCACCAAAAAAUAAAUCCCCUCCAAAAUCUUUAUCAAUUAGCUUGCCCUCACAAAAUCCCCAUUUCCCCUAAAUGUACAACAGCUGGAAAUAAAACGGCCUAAAGAUCAUUUGCUAAUACAAAGAUCUAUCACUUUUAAAGGACCAGAUCAAGGGAACAUUAUAUUUUUAAAUACAGAGCCUGUUUCAGAACAAAACAGAACAGACACGUUUGACAAUGAAUUGUGUAGCUUGUCAGGGAAUUGCAACCUUGAGCACGAUCAUGGUCUCACUCUUUAUCAUGUCACUACGGUCACACUCAAUGCUUUAAUUUAUGUGUUUCUAUAAUUUCUGAUGCAAUUUCAAGGGAAAAGUAAAAUGAAAUUGGGGUAAAAUGCAUAAUGAGCUCAACGCAGUUACUGUGCAGUUGAGUACUUAUGUCACCAGAUGGCGCUGUUGUGUAGUGCCAGUAUGCACUCCUCGCUCCAAAGGUGUAGAGGUCAGUUAACUCUGAAUUCUGCACUGGGGAGCUCUUGUGUUGGUUUUGAAAUAUUAUCCAAUGGGAAAGGGUUAGUUGUCGCUAAAGUAAGUAGCUUUGAGUAGCUCCAAGAGACACUAUACCCCAAUGUGUACAUUCUAUGUUUUUGUCUCACUUGUCUUUUGUCUCUGUGCAUUUGGUGUGAAUCUUGUCUUUUGUUACAUAUAACAGAGAACGUUAUUUUAUUGACAGUCUUGCAUAUUUUAUUUCACAUGUGAAGUCUUAUUAUGGUAAAGACGUGUCAAUGUUUCUUGAUAAGCAAAGAGGCACACAGUUGAACUCUGAGCAAGAGCUAUAGUACAUCUUUGGAGAAGGAUGAGAAGAACAAGUAUAUUGGACCGGGAAUGGUAGUCUUCCACAACUGGUUUUGGGACUCAUGCUUAGUGUAUUUGACAUUAUGUCAUUCCCUUAAUUAAAUAAAGAACAACUUGAACCAGG
This is a messenger RNA of Sphaeramia orbicularis (orbiculate cardinalfish), 1994 nucleotides long. RefSeq names its product voltage-dependent anion channel 1 (gene vdac1). Lineage: Eukaryota; Metazoa; Chordata; Actinopteri; Kurtiformes; Apogonidae. The record is from RefSeq and is a predicted model, not a curated record. Gene Ontology annotation, cellular component: mitochondrial outer membrane. Gene Ontology annotation, molecular function: voltage-gated monoatomic anion channel activity. Bases 131 to 982 code for a protein of 283 amino acids. The transcript is spliced from 9 exons. Gene Ontology annotation, biological process: monoatomic anion transmembrane transport.